ACCGAGCAUUUACAUCAGCAAAGAUGAAGAGGUGGGAAGAGGCACAAGACAAAAAGUACAAACCCUUUGAUGAAGAGGCUUUAACAGAACAUUAUAAAAUCCUAACAACCCUUGGCCAAGGAGGAUUCGGGGAAGUAAAAUUGGCUAGCCAUCUACUCACGCAGACAAGGGUAGCAGUAAAAAUUCUUCCAAAAGGCAAAAAGAACACCUUCAUCAAAUCAGAACUUGAAAUAAUGAAAGCUCUAGAUCACCCCAACAUUAUUAAGCUUUUACAUAUAAUUGACACCACAAAUAAUACUUACAUGGUCAUGGAACAUGCCACAGGGGGAGAGCUAAUGGGCAGGAUUGUGAAGUUUGGCUACCUACCGGAGGAGGAGUCCUGUAGGCUGUUUAAACAGAUGGUAUGUGCCCUCCAGUAUUGUCACAGGAAAGGGAUUGCCCACAGGGACCUGAAGCCUGAAAAUAUUUUAGUGGAUGGCAAAGGAAAUAUAAAACUUAGUGAUUUCGGGCUGGGGGCCAAGCUUAUCAUGGGACAAAAGCUAGCAGCUUUCUGUGGGACCUUACCUUAUUGCGCCCCAGAGCUCUUUGAAGGUAAAGGCUAUGAUGGCCUUGCAAUUGAUGUCUGGAGCUUGGGAGUUGUACUCUACUUUAUGUCAACAGGGUGCCUCCCUUUCCAGGGACAUACCUAUGAAGGACUAAGGCAGAAGAUCUUGGCAGGAAAGUACUCUGUUAAAUUCAAGCUGUCACCAGAGCUUUGGGACAUGAUUGCUAAGUUGUUGACUAUAAACCCUAGACAAAGACCAAGAAUAGGUGACAUUUUGAGCUUUCAAUGGCUGAAGCAUGUCAAUGAAGGUUCUCCCAGUUCCUUUAGAGAGAAUGCCAGCCACCACCCAGACCCCACGGUAAUGGUCAUCAUGGGUGUGAUGGGAUACAGGCAACGAGAGAUAAAGAAAGCUUUACAGGAGAAGACGUUUGAUCAGGUGAUGGCUACCUAUUUGAUUCUUAGGCAACAGUCACCCUGGGGGGACAACUUCAUAAAAAAACUGAAGCCCAGGCAGUCAGAUCGAACCUUGAACUCUGCAGAGCCUCCCACAAUGCCAAAAGUGACGAUUAUAAAGAGAGGAUCUAGUGUCCCUACCCUUCCAACCUUCAUUUUGCCCACUCUACCUGAGAGUUCUAAGAAUGACAAAAAGUGUAGAACAAGGAACAGCAUGCCUCCCACCAUGAAUUACCCAAACAAGAAGAUGGCCCCUGUUCACAGAACCUGUCCCCAGGAUGUCCAGGAGGCUCACUUCAUGAGCAGCACUUGGGGGGAUACAGAGAGCAAUAACACCUCAGAUGAAAUAUGUACCCAACUGUCUUCAGAGUGUACACCACUGGAAUCUGAUUCAUCCCUGGAUGUGUCCAAAGCUGGCUCUAACAAUUCAAAGUACAAGGCAUCCUCUCCAAAUAUUUUAUCUCAUCACGCCUCUGUGGCAGAAGCCCAGUGUAAGUACACCAACAUAACAAAUGAAAAUAUCAGCUCAUCUCUCCCACAAACCUUACCUCAGGAGGACCUCAGGGGACGGCCCCACAGAAUGACUACAGCUGGUUCAAAGAACAACAUAACCUCAUGUGUUGCUUUACCUCAUCACAUCUCUGUGGAGGAAGCCCAGUUUAAGGACACCAACACACUAGGUAAAAAUAUCAGCUCAUCUCUCCCACAAACCUUACCUCAGGAGGACCUCAGGGGACGGCCCCACAGAGUGACUACAGCUGGUUCAAAGAACAACAUGACAUCACAGGAUGGUUUACCUCCAGUAUCCAGCAAGGAGGCCCAGGGUGAUGGUCCCACUGUACAAGAAAAAGACCUCAGCUCAUCCUUUCCAGAAACAUCCCGGGGACAUCUUAGUGGCCGGUGCCAGACUGCACCCAGAGCCCCCUUUAAAAAGCGAGUUUGGAAAAGCCUAAAGAACAGGAGUACAAAAAGAUUGAGACGUUUAUGUUGCUGCCUGUCAACUGAAAAUAGGGAGCGCCUAGCCAACAAUAAGAUCCUGGCUGUGAGCUAA
This is a messenger RNA of Phodopus roborovskii (desert hamster), 2048 nucleotides long. RefSeq names its product sperm motility kinase X. The transcript has a single exon. Gene Ontology annotation, molecular function: ATP binding; protein serine/threonine kinase activity; tau-protein kinase activity. NCBI's taxonomy places the organism in Eukaryota, Metazoa, Chordata, Mammalia, Rodentia, Cricetidae. Gene Ontology annotation, biological process: microtubule cytoskeleton organization; protein phosphorylation; intracellular signal transduction. Bases 24 to 2048 code for a protein of 674 amino acids. Gene Ontology annotation, cellular component: cytoplasm. The record is from RefSeq and is a predicted model, not a curated record.